Messenger RNA from Rubroshorea leprosula, 892 nucleotides. The record is from the annotation of a GenBank genome assembly. NCBI's taxonomy places the organism in Eukaryota, Viridiplantae, Streptophyta, Magnoliopsida, Malvales, Dipterocarpaceae.
AUUUGUUUGAGUAUCCAUUUGGGCAUUCAUAUAUGAAUGCAAACAUAGACAUACAUGAGCAUAUACAUGCAUACAUGCAUGCACACAUGAGCAUUCAUGCAUGCACACAUGCGCAUUCAUGCAUGCACACAUGCGCAUUCAUGCAUGCACACAUGCGCAUUCAUACAUGCAUGCGCAUAAAGGCAUUCAUUCAUAAAUGCAUAUACAUGCAUUCAUCCAUUCAUGAUCCCAUAUGUCCGAGUGAUGCUUAUCCGUCUCGGAUAAGGUUCCAUCUUUUAGUUGUACUCAUCAUUAGAUUCCUUGCCAUAUUGUUGUGUUUGAUGAGUACCGGGUAUUGAUUUGAGUCAAGGGCACCACAUCAUCACGCCGAUAACUCUCGAGUUUAGUUACUUGUGUUGAGGCGUGAAGUUAUCUCCUGCUUCCCAAAUGGCCAAUGGGGAGGGUGGAGAUCAAGAUUUGUUGUUGGCUUGUUAGAGCAAUGAUGAUUACUCAUUCCCUGUGAAGUGAAUCUGAUUAUUAUACCUUUGUAAUUGUUAGUCGUGUAUUUGAGAUUGAUUUUCUUGUUAUUGUUGUUGAUGCUAAUGCUGCUACCUAUUUUGUGUUUAAAUUGGUGUGCAAAAUGUGGUCCUUGUUUAGAUUGUUCAGUUUGAUAUAAAUUGUCAUUCUAGAGUGACAUUUGUUUUGUCUUCAGCCUGACUUUUAAAGUAUUUAACCAGUUUUGUGACAGCUAUCCAGUUGUUUCCUUGUUAGAAAUCCUUGUUGGUUUACUUGCAUCUAGUUACCUUCAAAGGGUCCAGCCAUGAAACCUGUAGAGCUAUGAUGCCCCUCUUCUAGAGCUUGCCUUGUUUGUGGAUUAUUAUUGGGAAUCAGCAAAUGAAAUGGUGCAAAACCC